UAUUAUUAUUAUUAUAAGCAGAGUGAUAGUGUGAGGUGUGAUGUUAUGGGGAUGUGUGGGAGGGAAUUACCAUGGUAGAAUGGAGGAGCUGCCAGGGGCGUUUGGCAGCAGCGCCAGCUUUGCUCUCCGAUUGGGUCAAACCGUAUUCUCUACCGCGUCUCUUCUCUUCAUGUGUUUGGACGUCGAUUUCUACGGCUACACCGCUUUUUGCUAUUUGGUAACAGUCAUGGGUUUGGUAAUUCCCUGGAGCAUAACACUGUUGGUUGUAGAUGCGUACUCUGUGUUCAUAAAGUGUCUACCGCUUCAACGAAAACUUGUAAUGAUAAUCUUUUUGGGAGACAUGGUUUUGUCAUAUCUAUCACUUGCUGCAGCAUGUUCAACAGCCAGUGUCACAGAUCUCUUGCUCGAUGCCGAUAGAUCCUAUUGCCCAGCAAAGUUAUGUGGUAGAUAUCAAUUAUCUGCUGCCAUGGCAUUCUUGUCUUGGUUUCUUUCAUCAGCAUCUUGUCUGUUUAAUUUUUGGCUUUUCCCUUCUUUGUAAGUAUAUCUUGCUUGCUGUUGAUGUGUAUACGAAUGUAAAGGCUGCAAAUGACGAAGUCAUUUGCUCUUGUGCAGAUAUUUUUUUGUUUCUAACGGAAUAAAGUUAUCAUGAUUAUGUAAUAAUUACUCUUUAGCAAGGAAAAAUACCGAAAUUCC
Abrus precatorius (Indian licorice) is the source of this 693-nucleotide messenger RNA. RefSeq names its product CASP-like protein ARALYDRAFT_485429. The record is from RefSeq and is a predicted model, not a curated record. Gene Ontology annotation, cellular component: membrane. NCBI's taxonomy places the organism in Eukaryota, Viridiplantae, Streptophyta, Magnoliopsida, Fabales, Fabaceae. The transcript has 3 exons. Bases 41 to 538 code for a protein of 165 amino acids.